AAUCGCAUUAAUCCCCUGCGUCAACCGAAUAAGGCAUAUCGUUGUUCGACCAGGUGUGUAAGAUAUAUAUAUAUAAAUGGUAUACAAAUGGUAUCCGAAGCUCGCGAUCUUGCUGGUGUUGGGAUUGCGCUAAGUGUCAAGGCUGAGCGCUCGCUUCUUGACUGGAUUCCCAUCAGUAAUCUGCGCACCUGGUGGUUGCACAGAUUUGGACAUCGGAAGGAAACAAAAAAUACAAACCAUACACUUUCUCGUAACCGUGCAUUCGUAGCGUUUAGCACAAUGCUAUGCAAUGCAGAUUUUAAGAUCUUGAGUUUGUUCGAUCAUAAGAAACUUUUCUUUCUCGUUCAUCUUCUUCACCCAGUUUUGAUUAACCUGAUGGCCAUGAAUGAGACGGAUCGCAAAGAACGCCAUUCAAAACCGACCCCUUCCCGUCGGAACUUGGGCACUUUCGGUGGCGUGUUCUGUUCCGUCACACUGUCCCAAUUCAGCAGUGUGAUUUUUCUACGUCUGGGAUUUAUUAUCGGACAAUCUGGCCUGUUGGAAUGUAUAUUGCAGUUUUUUAUGGCCUACGGUAUUCUCCUUCUGACCGUUUUAUCCAUAUGCGCAAUCAGCACCAACGGAGCUAUUGAAGGCGGUGGGGUGUAUUUCAUGCUGAGUCGAACCUUGGGACCGGAAUUCGGUGGAGCCAUCGGCACAGUGUUUUACUUCGGCCAGGUUUGCUGUUCUGCUCUAUACAUCACUGGAUUCGUUGAAGCCCUCGUAAAUAACUUUGGCCCGAUGGGUAAGUAUGGUCCAAGUGGAAGGUGCAAUGCACCAUUAUGCAUCAGACAGAUUAAGAGCCACGAAGCCUCUGAAAGCCUCAGUGUGGUGGAGGUAAAUGUCUCGGGAAGCCCUGCUCACUGCCAUUCCGUGUCGGAGGCGUUUUUGCACCGAAGGGCGAGGAAGAAAAGCCAACAUCCGAGGCUGUUACCAGGUUGGUGA
This is a messenger RNA of Echinostoma caproni, 981 nucleotides long. Lineage: Eukaryota; Metazoa; Platyhelminthes; Trematoda; Plagiorchiida; Echinostomatidae. The record is from the annotation of a GenBank genome assembly.